AUGAAUCUAAGCUCACGCAGUGUGUUCACGGAGGACUUUGGACCCACAACUGUGGUCACCAUGAGGACGCUGGUGCUGUCUGUGAAGGGCCAGUGGGGCACAGUUUGUCAUCAUGGCUGGGACCUGAAUGAUGCCCAGGUGGUUUGUACACAGCUGGGCUGUGGCAGUGCCAUAUCAGCCACCAACGAGGCAUAUUUUGGACCGGGAACAGGACCCAUCUGGUUGGACGAUGUCAACUGUGGAGGAAAUGAACCUUCAAUAACCGACUGUGAACAUCAAGGGUUUGGUUCUCGGAACUGCAAACAUGCUCAAGACGCUGGAAUCAUCUGCGAUGCUUCAACUCCAGUGAGACUGGUCAACGGUCUCUCCAACAACCCCUGUUCAGGCAGGGUGGAGAUCCUCCUCUACGGCCAGUGGGCCACAGUUUGUGAUUUUCACUGGGCCCUGGCCGAUGCCCAGGUGGUGUGUAGACAGUUGGGCUGCGGGAGGGUGCUGUCUGCACCACGUGGGGCCACUUUUGGACCUGGACAAGGGCCUAUAGGGUUGGAUGAUGUCAACUGCACUGGCCAUGAAUCUGAUCUCACACAGUGUGGCCACAGAGGACUGUGGACCCACGACUGUGGUCACCAGUGGGACGCUGGUGUUGUCUGUGAAGCUCCAACUCCAGUGAGACUGGUCAACGGUACCUCCAACAACUCCUGUUCAGGCAGGGUGGAGGUCUUCCUCCAGGGCCAGUGGGGCACAGUUUGUCAUCAUGGCUGGGACCUGAAUGAUGCCCAGGUGGUUUGUACACAGCUGGGCUGUGGCAGUGCCAUAUCAGCCACCAACGAGGCAUAUUUUGGACAGGGAACAGGACCCAUCUGGUUGGACGAUGUCAACUGUGGAGGAAAUGAAACGUCAAUAACCGACUGUGAACAUCAAGGGUUUGGUUCUCAGAACUGCAAACACGUUGAAGACGCUGGCAUCAUCUGUGAAGCUGUCUCUCCAGUGAGACUGGUCAACGGUACCUCCCACAACUCCUGUUCAGGCAGGGUGGAGAUCUUCCUCCAGGGCCAUUGGGCCACAGUUUGUGAUGAUGGCUGGGACCUGCUAAGUGCCCAGGUGGUGUGUAGACAAUUGGGCUGCGGGAGGGUGCUGUCUGCACCACAUAAUGCCACUUUUGGACCUGGCCAAGGGCAGAUAGGGUUGGAUGAUGUCAACUGCAAUGGCCAUGAAUCUAAGCUCACGCAGUGUGUUCACGGAGGACUUUGGACCCACAACUGUGGUCACCAUGAGGACGCUGGUGCUGUCUGUGAAGCUGGCCCUCCAUUGAGACUGGUCAACGGUCUCUCCAACAACCCCUGUUCAGGCAGGGUGGAGGUCCUCCUCCAGGGCCAGUGGGGCAGAGUUUGUGAUGAUGACUGGGACCUGAAUGAUGCCCAGGUGGUUUGUACACAGCUGGGCUGUGGCAGUGCCAUAUCAGCCACCAACGAGGCAUAUUUUGGACAUGGAACAGGACCCAUCUGGUUGGACGAUGUCAACUGUGGAGGAAAUGAAACGUCAAUAACCGACUGUGAACAUCAAGGGUUUGGUUCUCAGGACUGCAAACACGCUCAAGACGUUGGCAUCAUCUGUGAUGGUAUUCCUGACAACAAAAACAAUGGGAAAUUAAUUAACCUUGGUCGGUCGGCCUUCGUCAUUCCCAUCAUCAUUCUGGUCAUUCUUUAUUGCUGGAGGAAAAAGAAGCAUCAUACAGAAAACCUUGAUUCUGAACAGAGUCCAAACUGUGACCAAGCUGCCGCCAUCUCUUUGAAUGUGAGUCUGUUAGGACCCCCUCCUCUCCCUUUGGAGCCCACUGACAUAGAACUCAACCCCAUAAACACCUAGGAGGCUCUAUGGGAGAUAUUGGCUGUAGGUUUAAACUUCUGCUGCCCCUGAGAUGAACCCCGGUUACUGGGCUGACUCCAAGUGGACCCCUUAAACCUGUGAACCCCUCUAUUCCUGGCUCACCUCAGCCUGACAGGAAGAGAGGGGGAGGGCUUUAUGACAGCCACAAUGAACAAAGGAGCGCCCUUCAUUCUUCCUCUCACUUUACUUAGAAUGACUUGUAUGUUAAUGUUAACUCGUUAAUGUUACAAUCAAAGACUGCCUGCGUUAUGAAUGUAUUCCAAAAUCACUUAUGUUGCUUUUUCAUUUGAAUGCAUGCUUAUUGUCUUAGGAGAAGGGAUUGCCAUUGUUGUCGUGCAUGUCACAUCUUUAUGUUAACCCAUAUAUGUGGUAUAGAGGAUUGAUUCCUGUGAUUAUACUUGGCUACUUUACUCAAGGUUGUGUUUGUCGCACAGGGCCCGAUGCAUCGGGUGUUGUGAUUGGCCAAUGCAUGUGAGAGGCAUCCAACAUUUUUCGAAAAUAACAUGAAGCCCGAGUCCUUCGCAAACCAACUAAUCUUUUGCGCUUGUGUCUUUAUCUUUCAAACUUCAGCUUACUCAACUAAUAUUAUUUCCGUCUUUUCCGCCAUUUUCACGUUAUUACUAUAUACGUCAACCCAGUCAAACCUUGUACAAUGCUAGGUAUAGAAAAGAAAGCGCCAAGUGCUAGGUCGUGGAGGCUGGUCUGACGAGGAAGUGACGCAGUUCCCGCCCAGACGCAAUUGGCUGAAAUGUUUAGUACCAUUUUUUGCAAUACUUUCUGCGGAUUGAAAUGAAAUUUGAAUUUCGCAACACACGGAGCGUGGCGAAGUGCAUUGCAAUCAGGGGGACGCUAUAGCAUUUCAAUUUAAAUAUAAGAACUCAAAAUAAUUGACAAAAUGUUAUUCUAUUUUUAUUGGAUUUCAUUGUCCCUUUGCAUAUUA
Gadus chalcogrammus (walleye pollock) is the source of this 2827-nucleotide messenger RNA. Its product is annotated as deleted in malignant brain tumors 1 protein-like. The record is from RefSeq and is a predicted model, not a curated record. The coding region runs from base 1 to 1866 and encodes 621 amino acids. Gene Ontology annotation, cellular component: membrane. Lineage: Eukaryota; Metazoa; Chordata; Actinopteri; Gadiformes; Gadidae. The transcript is spliced from 10 exons.